Messenger RNA from Acaulospora morrowiae, 268 nucleotides. Lineage: Eukaryota; Fungi; Glomeromycota; Glomeromycetes; Diversisporales; Acaulosporaceae. The record is from the annotation of a GenBank genome assembly.
AUUUUUCUGGAUUGAUCUGUUUAAUGGAGAUUUACUGAAAUAUCAUCAGCAAGCGCUGGAGGCUCUUAAAGAAUUUAAAUCCAAAUUUCCAAAGACAUCAAUUAAGGCUGGUACCUCGAUGAUCUUAACGAAACAAAAGGAUGUCAUCGAAAACCCUUGGCUGGCUAAAAGUUUAUUUAUGAGCUAUUUGGCUGCAAACAAUCCCAUUUCCAAGGAGGCAAAAGAAAGUAUUGCCGAGGGAUUUGAAAAGAUACUGGUUAAUGACUAA